Molecule: messenger RNA, 1205 nt
Organism: Cydia strobilella
Lineage: Eukaryota; Metazoa; Arthropoda; Insecta; Lepidoptera; Tortricidae
Gene: Karl
Exons: 5
Coding region: 182-877 (231 amino acids)
Biological process (GO): response to reactive oxygen species; lipid metabolic process
Cellular component (GO): cytoplasm
Source: RefSeq, a predicted model, not a curated record
AUAAUGGUAUUCUAGUAGCGUUCGACCACAUUAACAAAUGUCCCAUACAAAAUGAUAACAAUUCCCUUUUGUUAGUUCAACAUUAACUACCGACUAACUGAUACGUUUAGUGCGCCUUUUUAAUGUUGAUAUAAAUAGGUAGUUGGUUAAUUAGAGUUUAGUUUUGGUGGCGAAUUAAGAAAUGGCUAUACAAAUAUAUUUAGUGGCAGUGAUUGUCUUGAUCAGUGGAAGUGCAGCCAAAAUUGUGAAUAAAUUUAAAUGUCCUGAGGUCAGGGCUGUCCCACACUUCGAUUUGCAACAGAUGCUCGGUGACUGGUAUGUGGUGGAGUACUAUGCAAGCGCAGAGGAAGCCCUAUCAUACAGCUGUAUGAAAUCAGUGUUCGCGCAAGACGACCAUGUGCCCGCUGCAGAUGGUGGGUGGACGCCGGGUGUAACAAUGAACUUCACUUACCGAUUCGCGGACGACCCUCUGGGGGAGAAUCUCUUCGGCAACAUCACUUGGCGCGUCGACCUCAACCAACCAGCCCAUUGGACACAUGCCGAGAGCACCUAUGACGGCAUCUACAACACGUACGUGCUAGACACGGAGUACAAGACCUGGUCGCUGCUGCUGCACUGCGCGGAGCCCAAGGACAAGGCCCGGUAUCUGAGCGCUUUCAUCCUGUCUCGCAACACAACGCUCCCCAAGAACGUAAUGGCGUAUCUCAGGGACAAGUUACCGAGAUACGACAUCGACAUGAACUACGUAUUCGCGAUCCCGCACGACGACUGCAAGGACAAGCCGGCACGUGCCGACUACUCGCCAGUGCUCGUGCCGGUCGACUCCAAGAAACCGCAGAAACCCGGCCUCGCCUACAAUGUAGCAGAGGAUAAUUAAAAUUCUGAAUGCACACAAUGUGCCCGCCAUUGGUCAAAUACCUACAGAAAUGCUUUGACAUCUUACACCAAGAUAACCUAUACAUAUACCCAUAUCCCAUAUACCCAUAGUGUUUGAAAUGGCGAGGAAAGAGUUAGAAAAUAAAAUAAUUACGUAAUAUUAUUAUAUUUUAAUGUGAUAUUUAAAUUGUUAUUUAAAUAUGUAAUGUCAUUAUUGCGAAGCUGUAACUGUCGAAUGUAAAAAAUCUAGUAAUUCUACCAAAAUUAUUUAUAUUAAUUUUUAAUAAAAUAUCGUAUUUUAUAAUAAUAAAAUAUUUUUUGUAAACAUC